AUGGAAAAUGGCACUGGGAAUUCUGCCAAUGCAGGCUCUACACCACCAGCCCACCCAACCCCCACACAAGGCCUAAUCUUAACAGGAAAACAGGAGCAUUACCUGAAACGCGAAUUGAUUUCUCUACAAGUCCGCGGUGAGAUUGCGGAGCUCAAUUCCCCCACUGCCCUUCGCCGUUUCGGAGCCCCCUUCAAAUCGGAAUUCGGAGAGAUCCGUCCAAUAGAUUCAGAACUACCAAUUCUCAGAUUCAUUUUCGUCCACCAUGUGCGCAAUUUCCCCUUCUUGGAUAAGGCGAAAGAGAAGGAGUUUUGGCAGGAUAAGUUGCAGACGUUCCUGGAGUCUUUCGCAAAUAAACACAUCUCCUCCAGCGAAGAUAGAUAUGAAGAGACGAAACGGCGGAAGUUGGCGCAGAAAUGUGAAAAGUUGGUCGAGCUCAUGAUGGUGUCUGGUAUCCCCACUGCAUCGGGAUAUGAGGAACGCAUCCGCUUCUCGGAAAUGGAGGUGGUGGAUCGUGGUGCGAACGAGCAGGGUUUGCUGGUUAAUAUUCCCGAAGGCCACGCCAUACACGGCUGGGACGUCAAUGUUGCUGGGGCCCGGACCACGCUGGUUAAGCGGACGGUCAGGUAUCAUCAACAUGCGGAAUUCAUUCUCAGAGUAAGACGGCAUGGCAGGCCAGACCGUUAUGUCGGUCGACGAUUUGGCGAAUUUGUUAAAUUGCACAAACGCCUCCAUACCGAAAUGCCCGGGAAAAUCCUCCCUCCUGUUCCCAGGAAGAACAAGAACUUCGUUUCGUCCACGCUCCUUUUAGGAGGCGACGAUGAUGUUUCGUCGGUAUCCUCCAAUUCAACACAUGAUGUCAAUUUCGUAGAUGACACCCGUUCUUCGCGAAAUCUCAACGUGAAACAAGAUCAACAGAAACGCUCCUCCUCCCGAUCAUCCUUCAACAGGACACCGAAAUUCCCCCGAAAUUCCGCUGAACUUGUUACUGAACCAGUAAUGUUAUUCCGGGAAGAGCAGAGGGUCUCGCUCCGUGCAUUCCUGCGCACGUUACUGCAGAACCCACGCAUUGCGGAAUCCAAGGCUAUGGAAGAGUUCCUCACGGCUGACCCUAUCACUCUUAACGAGGAGGAACUUACUGAUAUCCAGCGGAGGAAGGAUUUGGAUGCUAAGAGGAUAGAGGAGCAGAGACAGUUCUAUGAAAUUGCGAGGAAGCGUGCACAGGAAUUAGAUGUCUAUAUGGAACAGUUUCGGCAGGAUAUUGUUGAGAACAAUGGCUUGACGAAAUUGUUCCAGGAGAUCAGGGCGAAACGCUCCGUUGAAGAAUUAAGCCCGCAAUAUCAGAAGUUUGCAGAGUGGUUACGGAUUGAGGUUGCUGCAACUGUCUACCACCUCUUCUUAGCAGAAGACAACUCCCCAGAGCUCUUUGCCCAAGCAAAACGCAUCCACUCCUUAAUCCCCUAUACCCUCAUGAAAAAUGUAAUCCGCAUCGCCAACCCCGCAGCCGUCAUGUCAGGCGUGCUAGAUCUCUUUCUCGCUCAACCCUUUGGCUCUCGGUCCUUGCUCCAGCGCAUCUUCUCCCUAGCCAUCCAUGACGGAAUCAAGACGCUACAGAGAACGGUCGAUGGGCUUAGUUCGAAAGUCGAUGAUCCAAUUCUUGUAAAUAAACUUAGAGCUUUCACGGAAGCGGAUGAGGUGGUGAAGGAUGAGAUUCGCUCUGAGGCCAAGGAUGACGAUGUUGAUAUCGUCGUGGCAAUUUUGAGGUCGGAGUUGAUUGAACCGGAGCUUAAUCCAGGGCAGAUUGAGAAGGUUUUCAAUUCUUAUGUUGCUUGGAUCAACACUGUUGAGAAUGUUGAUUUGGAGAUGCAUCAGGGGGCACGGUGGUUUGCGUACUUGAAGCAGCUGCUAAAAAUGGUAACUAGACAACGUGAUAAGGCAAUGAUGCUGAGCAUCAUCGAAGAACCCGUCACCCUUCAACUAUUCCGCGACCUCUUCACAAUCUUCUACGAACCACUCGUCCGCGUCUACAAAUCUGCAAACGUCUACAACAGCAUAACCGACUUCGCCGAAUUUGCCGACGAUGCCAUCGCCGUCAUUGAACGUGCACAUCGCCAAGACGUCUCCGCAGACCCCAACCAGACUGUCCAGUCUUUCAUAGACCUUUGCGCCCGCCACCAGCACAGCUUCUAUAAAUUUGUCCACGAGGUCCAUCUGCAUGAUAACGGCCUUUUUGACGCCCUGAUGGCCUGGCUGGAGGAUAUAUUGCAUUUUUUGCGCCAUGGGCCUCAGACCGGGGGAAAAUUGGAUAUGAAUGCGUUGUUUAGGGGGGCGGUGGAUGUGGGACAGAUUGAUGCAGAGGUCGCGAUUAGAGAAAUUGAUUCACUGGUUAAGUGGCAUGCGGAACGGAAGAAGUGGCAUCACGAUAAGACGAGGCAGAAGAUGGCGGCUGAGGGGUCGGGGGUGGGUGGUUCGUCAGACUCUGGACUGCCCGGGAGCGCGACGUUUAGGGGGAGUGAUUUUGGGUUGGAUGAGGCCGACCUCGACGACCUGGCGAUCGAUGACAUUACUUCCAACACUUCCGAUGAAGACUCGGCUGACGACGACAUGGAUCCCAUCGCGUUUGGAGCGCAAACGUCGCGCAAAGCGCCAGGAUAG
This is a messenger RNA of Paracoccidioides lutzii Pb01, 2652 nucleotides long. Its product is annotated as PX domain-containing protein. Gene Ontology annotation, molecular function: phosphatidylinositol binding. The record is from RefSeq and is a predicted model, not a curated record. The transcript has 9 exons. Bases 1 to 2652 code for a protein of 883 amino acids.